Molecule: messenger RNA, 5613 nt
Organism: Ostrea edulis (European flat oyster)
Lineage: Eukaryota; Metazoa; Mollusca; Bivalvia; Ostreida; Ostreidae
Exons: 4
Coding region: 32-5128 (1698 amino acids)
Molecular function (GO): protein binding
Source: RefSeq, a predicted model, not a curated record
UCCUCUAUCUUGAAUUGGUGAAGCUCAAACAAUGGGAGACAAACAUGAUGUGCAAUAUCACGCCGUGGGUAGUAAAGCAAAACAUAUACCAAGAAAAUUCAUGUCUAGACGAAUGGACACGUUGUUUCAUCAGAGGGUAGAAAGACAUGAUAGAUCACAACAUAGCACAGAUAGUGACCUGAUACAUUCAGUCUUACACCAAAAUAGGUUCCACCCUGGAGAAUCUCAUAUUGUGCAAAAAAUUGCAAAUCGAAUAGUUUCCUCAAAAAGGCUCAUUUCUUCGGAAAUUGAUGGACGUCCUUUCUUACGAACAAAUGCAUACAAAGCCCUAGUUACGCACUUGGAAGGGAGCAACAUAGCAGUAGUGACAGGACUUCCUGGGAAUGGAAAAAGAUUCCUAGCAUGCCAAUGUGCGAGGACCUUUCAGGAAGAGAAGCAAAUGAAACCUUUUAUUGUUCAGCACCAUCAAGACUGGCAGGUCAACAUUUUCUCAGACAAAAAAUUCUUUAUCAUUGUACAAGAUUUUUGCGAGGUUGAUGUUUUUUCCGCAGAUUUCCGUCAAAAUUUGAUGAAUCAUAUUGCCGGAAUUUCUAUUAAUAUACACGAUACGUGCACUCCUCAUGCUAACAAACUGCUUAUAAUUCUUAGAAAAGAAGUUCUACAUUUCAUUAGACAACUUUUUCCUGAUGAUAUCAGAUUUUCAGAGAAGUUUCUUAUCGAUGUUUCUUCGCCCCAAAUGCGUCUUACAUCUGACGAAAAGCAAGAUAUGAUGAGGAUAAACCAAGUGAAGUUGAGAGAGGACGGAGCUGCAUUGAUGGAAUCCGAUUUCCCAUUUGGAUUUCCAAAUGCUUGUCAUUUCUGUCAGACAAUGUCCGAAUUUUCCAAUCAUAUAGAUAGCAUUCUGUCACAACGAUUGGAAAGUAUGGAGCCCGAGUUUUUUCUAGCUCUCACAGUUGUAUGUCUACGAGGAGGAAGAAUCAAAAUAAAAGAAUUAUACGAAAAUGAGACAUAUGCAAUCUUGCAUCGCACGUUCAAGCAAACCGCAAAGGGAUUUACAAGAACAGUCUCUAUGAACUUGCCGUUUAUUGUUGACCUCUUAACAGAUGUUUUCUUUACAAAAAUCACCGAAAUUGACACUACAUAUGUUGAAUAUUUGCACAGAAGCGUAAACGAAAACGUUGCAUCAAUUAUAUUAAGGAAUAAUGCAGGUUCUGCAUUUCAGUUGGUUCCACUUGACAGAUUACAAUAUUUUCGUUCUAAACUUCUGAGGGAAAACCCAAAAAUGUCCACAAAUACCAUUUUUGAUUGGAUUAUCGUGCGAAUAACAAGAGAAAUGUCCUUUAAUGCCACAGUGAGUGUGAUACAAUGUAUUACAAAUCUACCAGAAUGGAAUGAUGAAGAGUUCAUCAAUAUGAUCUCGGCAAAAGAAAAAUUCGAAGAAGCGUGUCGGAAUUUAAAACCUUACCAACAAGAGUGCUUUCUUGUUUGCGCCAUCAGAUCAAAAUCUUUGAAUAUCAUACGGUUAUUGUUCAGCUCUUUGAGGAAACAUCUGUUCCUUAGACUCUGUCAAGAAAACGAAAUAAUGUUGAAAGUAGUCGAGACAGGGUCUGUAGAAAUGUUUCAGCUUCUGAAGGAUUUAGGAGUUACACUUGAACAUAACAAGUCCCCUCCUAUUGCAACUUUGUUCACUGCUGCAAGAAACAACCAUUUGCCAAUGCUAUCAUUCCUGACGGAAUAUGUGCAAAUAGACCCUUCAUUCAGAGAUGCACAAGGCUGCUCCCUAUUACACUGUGCAGCAAAGUCCGGCUCCGUGGACGUAAUGGAAUAUUUGAUAAGGCAAGGUUUAGAUCCAAAAGAUUGCUCCGUUGAUAACGAAACGAUUUUGCAUUUUAUGGCGAUGUUUGGUUCCUUUUCAGCGUUUAAGUGGCUUUGCGAGAGGUACCCUGGACAGAUAGGAAUAAAAACUACAUCGGGAAAGUCUGUUUUGCACUAUGCAGCUUCAAAUGAAGACACAUACAUUUUAAUUUUCCUGGUGGAGAAUAUGAAAAUGAAUCCGCAUGACAAAACAAACGAUGGAGAAACUUUGUUACAUAUUGCAUGUCGCAAUGGAAAUAAUGGCGCUGUUAAGCACAUGUUAGAGCGUUAUGCAGAAAUUAUUCACGUUCAAGAUAAGCAUGGGAUGACUGCAGCACACACAGCUUGUAUCAGUGGAAACUUAGAGGCUAUGAAAUUGUUGAGUCAGUUUCAUGACCGUUUCAAAAUAUUGACAAAGAAGGGCGAAAGUGUCCUGCAUUGUGCUUCCAUGAGCAGAAGUCUAGAGGUACUUCAAUUUGUUAUGCGUUUGAAAUUGCAUUCGAAAGAUGUGGUUACAACAAAAGGCUAUUCUUUGCUUCAUUCUUGCACCAGUUCUGCCAAUGGGGAUCUGGAUAUUGUGCAGUAUCUAAUAGUUCAAGGAUUUGAUGUUCGACAGCGUAAUGAACAAGGACAAAUCCCAAUGCAUUUAGCUUGUAUUUCAGGAAAUUUAGAAAUCGUACGUUUUCUGGUUAGUAAGUACCCAGAACUUCUCAAUGCAAAAGACAAGAAAGGAUAUGAUGCAAUAUUGAGUUGUGCAAAAGGUCAAUCGUUAGAAACUCUGAAAUACCUUGAAAAUAUGCAAUGUUUCACUCAUCAGACUUUGCCUAAAGGCAAAGGUAUCCUUCAUAUUGCAUGCAAACACAGCUCGGUUGAUGUUGUCAAAUAUUUAUGUCAAAUGUAUCCACAAGAACUUGAAAGACGUGAUUCCAAAGGGAAAACGGCAUUACAUAUGAGUGCACUCAACGCUUCAGUGGGUGUUAUACAAUAUCUCUUAGAUAUCGAGGUCGACCAUUAUGCUUUAUCAACGAGUAAACAAACAAUUUUACAUUUAGCGUGCUACAACAGCAAUAUAGAUAUAUUGAAAUAUAUCGCAAAAAAGCUACCUGGUCUAAAAUGUCAAAAGGAUUAUCGUGGAUACACCGCUUUGCAUUGUUCUUGCGAGGCUAGAAAUGAAAGAGCAAUCAAAGUUUUGUUGAAUUUGAACGAUUUUGAUGUUCGCCAGAGAACAUUAGAAAAUUUUACACCCCUAGACAUUGUGUUUGUGAACAGCCCAUAUCAAUAUGAAGAGAGUACCACACACGCUAUCAAAACGAUAAUAGAGGUAUACAAAGAACAGGGCUAUUCUGGAUCGCUACCAGAAAUGAUGUUCAGAGAUAUAGCACAAUACCAGGCAAAUUAUUUAGAAUCCUUACAUGCCUUCGAUUAUCUUGACCUUGCUGUCUAUCCAAAAAGACUGAGAGGAAUAAGUGAAAGCAAAAUGCUAGCUUUCUCCCUCGCACUUGCUGAUUGCUUGAAUAAUGAAAAACUUCUAAACAAAGGUGAAAAAACUGUAAAUACUGCUUCCUGUCGGUUGCUCAAUUUCGUCAAAUACGAAAAACACCACACAUGUUCCUUUUCGGAAACACUUAUAGAGACGGGACUGACUUGGUCGAUGGCUUGGUGCAUCGAAAUAGCAUUUCUAUAUCCAAAAGAAAUAAGAGAAGUUUGUCUCAGAUCUUCUCUUAAUAUCUUGCGAUCAGGGGCAGCUACUGAUGUAGUUAAAACAUUUGCUAGAGGAAUCAGUAAAACAUUUUAUAUGAAAUACAGCGAUGUAUUGAGUAUACACUAUGUGUGGGCUGGAUUUCUACCUAUGUCACAUGAAAGGUACAAUAACUGCAUCGAAACAAUAGUAGUUAUAACUAGAAAGACAAACGAAGCAAUACAAAGGAGUUUGAAAGAAUAUCAUGGAUUAAAAAUAUAUUUCCGAGAUUUCAGGUAUUUCUCCCCGGAAGCAAAAGAAAUGCUGCAUCUCGAAAGUGAUGUAUCCUGUGACUUGAAGUUGAGGAAAGAAGAUAUUCAAAGACUGAUAAAAAACCACAGCAAUAUUUCACUCGUAUCAAAAUCAUCACUCAAAUCAAUAGGAUAUGGUACAGCAAAUCAAAAUCCACCCAAACAUUUGAAAUCGGUUGUUAUUUAUUGUAGAGUCAAAGGCAUAAUUCCGGCAGGCGAAAAGCUCUUUCCGACGCAAAUUGGAGGGUAUCCGGUUGACGUCCGAGAAAGUGCUGUGACUCUUGCUGUCGGUCAAGAGGGUUUAAAAAUGGGAGAUAUGAUAGGGCUAACAGGAGGGGAUAAAACUGGAACGGUGGGCGGUUUUAUUGAUAUAGAUGCUGACAGAAAGGGUUUCAUAACUUGUGCUCAUGUACUAACUUCUCUGGACAAUCAAACAGAUAAUCUACGCCACCAAGAAUCGCCCGUAAGCAUUAUAGACAGAGGAAGGAAGUACGCUAUCGGACAUGUGGUAAAAUCUUUUUUAGAUUUGGAUGGAACGGAUGUUGAUGUCACAAUAGAUGCUGCCCUCGUUGAAGUGCAAACAAGACUGCCAGAUAGUGGAUAUUUUACUUCAAAUUUAAAGUUAUCAAAUAUUCAACAAGCAGAUUUUCGAAAUCAUGACGAACUAUCUUUCACCGAUGGCGAAACAGCAACCAUAGAGGAAUGUAGAUCAGGAAUGGUACUGAAAGUUGGUGCUGCUUCCGGAUUAACACGCGGACAUGUCCAUUUUGAAAAUGCUGAAGCUGUGAUCGAAAAAAGUAGUGUUGUCUUAUAUGAAAAAAGAUAUACAUUACGUGGACAGAUAGAAGUGAAACCUUACGGAUGUACUGAUUUUAUCUCAGAUGGGGAUUCAGGUUCCUUCGUUUUUCUGAUAGUAAAUGGAAACCCCCCUGUACUGAAAUGUGUUGGACUAGCGGUCGCUCGAACUGACCACGGGACUUGCUUAAUGACACCUAUUGAAAACGUCCUCUCUCGUUUUAAUUUGACAAUUGAUCAGCUUACGAAAUUCGAAAAUAAUUCUGAAGAGGAAGAUAUUUUAAGCAAGAUGUUUCGUAAAAUGACAGAAGACAUGAACAAUCAAUUUGUGGCUACAAAUGAAAAUGUAUCAGAAAUAGAAGUCAGAGUCAAUGAAAAUGUAUCGGAAAUACGAAACAGUGUAGCUCGGAUGGAAAAUAGACUACAUGAGGUCGAAAAUAUAGUAUUCAAUAAUCCAGAAGACGGCGGGCAAAAAUGUAUUUUAUUAUAAAGAUUGUAUUAUCCGUAUUAAAACUGUAAUUUUCUGGGUAUCUAAAAUAAUCAGGAAAUCAAAAUUAAGACGUGAACACAGAACUAAAUGAACAUACUUCGCUCGAAGUGUUACACAGUGUUUUCCAUGAAUGUUGUUAAGUGUUUUAUUCAUGUUAACGUUAAUUCUAGUGUGAUAUUACUUAUCGUAUUUUACAAGUUAUGUGAGUUUUAUUUGACUGAAAGGGCAAGUUGUUCCGACAACUCAGCAAAUGUCACUGCUAUUUAUACAUGUAAUUCAUAUACACAAUUUUAUACAAUAUAUGAAAUUAUUAUUAUUAUUAUUUAAUUCAUUUAUAAAGCGCAAAAUUACAUAUAGUUUCUAUGCGCUGUACAAUGUUUGUGCUAAUAAUCAAUGAUAGCAUACCAAUAAAAGACCUAUAGUUAUAAAGGAAAUGAUAAAACAAUAGAAAGAAUUUAAAUAAAACAUGGUAGUAAAAUGACAAA